UAACUACUUCACUUUCAUCUCUUACUUUAUUUUCGUGGGAAUCAAUCGAAGAAUCCCAAAAUUAAUGGCGGUUUCCAAGCUUAAUCCCCUCUACUUGCUGCCCCCUCACAAUCCAACCUCAAUCCCUCAACCCCCAAAUCUUCCUCUUCUCCCCUUCAAAGACCCCUCAGCUCCUCUCUCUCUCAAAACCCGUCUCAAUCUCUGCAAUUUGCUGCGGGAAACUCCAUUCAAAACCACCAUUAACCAAAAUGAAGAACAAAAAGAGGGCCCAUUUAAUCACUACUGCGAAAAGGCUGAUUCUCUCUCGGUGGCUUUCCCUGCGCUCGCAUUUUCGAACACCCUUUUCUUCGCUACAAACGUUGCGCUGAUCGUGGGCGAGGACGACCACGAGGAGAAGCUGAUCAGCCGGUUCCGCCGCGAGGUGCUCAAGGCGGGCGUGCUUCAGGAGUGCCGGCGGCGGCGGUUCUUCGAGUGCAGCCAGGAGAAGCGGAAGCGGAAGUCGCGUGAGGCCGCGCGUCGCAACCGGAAAAGGCGCCCACGCCCACAACCUAAAGAUCAGACAAAGGACAAAGCAGAGACUUCGAAGAAGAAGACACAAGAUACCGAUGGUGAUGAUAACUGGGAGUAUUAUGACAUAGAUUUACCCUAUAGCUGACGUCUACUAUGCAGUAACGCAACGACAAGGGCUUGUUUUUUUUGUCGAGAAAGGCAGAGGCAUCGCUUAGACUAUUGUAAGUACAGCAACUGCGUUAUGUCCUGACAUGUUCAUAACUUGUUUAUGGAAUCGAACAUCUGACAUUUUGAACUAAUUCUGCUCUGAGAAAAAUGUGCUUCGUUUGUGUCUUCAUUUGAGAGGAUUGAAAUAAAGCUAUCUCGUUGUGCAAUGCA
Molecule: messenger RNA, 888 nt
Organism: Salvia miltiorrhiza (redroot sage)
Lineage: Eukaryota; Viridiplantae; Streptophyta; Magnoliopsida; Lamiales; Lamiaceae
Product: 30S ribosomal protein S21, chloroplastic-like
Exons: 2
Coding region: 65-655 (196 amino acids)
Biological process (GO): translation
Cellular component (GO): ribosome
Molecular function (GO): structural constituent of ribosome
Source: RefSeq, a predicted model, not a curated record